Pistacia vera is the source of this 5740-nucleotide messenger RNA. RefSeq lists its product as uncharacterized. The record is from RefSeq and is a predicted model, not a curated record. Gene Ontology annotation, molecular function: zinc ion binding. NCBI's taxonomy places the organism in Eukaryota, Viridiplantae, Streptophyta, Magnoliopsida, Sapindales, Anacardiaceae. The transcript is spliced from 11 exons. The coding region runs from base 365 to 5509 and encodes 1714 amino acids.
GUAUACACCAAAACCAGAGAAGACUCUCUCUCUUUCUUUCUCUCUGUGCUAUUUGAUUCCAGCUAAAGAGAUCGCACCAAAACAAUUCUAAAAACCUCAACCCAAAAUAUCGAAUAAAUUUUACGAAAGAUCCUGCUGGUUAAACAGCUUGAUUUCCGAAAAUCAAUUUAAAAAAAAAAAAAAAACAACUUUUUAGUUUUGGUUUUCUGUUAAUUUUCUUUAGAUUCGUGAUCGGGUUUGUUUUUGAUCUAAUUAGGAUAAAUCCUAGGUGGUUUUGGGAGCUCAGAAAUGGGUCGGAGAGAGUUUGCGGUGGGUGGAGAUGUAGAGGUGGGUUUUGGGGGUUGAUUUGGUGGGCUAUUUGUAGAUGAUUAGUGUAGGUAAUAGGGAUGCUAAUAAGGAGCUAGGGUUUGGUUUGGGGUUGGGUGGUGGAGGAACAGAAAUGGAAGAGAACGAGCUUGAAGAAGGAGAGGCUUGCUCGUAUAAUAACAAUAACGAGGAUUAUGAUGCAAGCAUCGACCCUGAUAUUGCUCUCUCUUAUAUUGAUGAGAAACUUCAACAUGUCUUGGGCCACUUCCAGAAAGAUUUCGAAGGUGGUGUUUCUGCAGAGAAUUUGGGAGCAAAAUUUGGUGGUUAUGGUUCAUUUUUACCAACCUAUCCUCGGUCUCCUGUUUGGUCACAUCCAAAGACUCCUCCAAAAGUUCAUUAUGGCAAUGCUUCUAAAUCUCCAAAUAAUAUGCAAUUAGAGAAUGGUCGUCAUAGCUCUGCAGUUUCUUUAUCUGCCCCUCAGUCAUCGAGACCUGGACCUGCUUCUAGUUCCACUUCACUGCCUGCUUUGAAGGCACCUUCUAUUAAUGAUUCAGUCAAAGAAGAAGUAUCGAUGGCAUCCACUCAUGCUGAGGAAUAUGCUGGUAGGCAUGAAUUUGUUAACAAGAAACAUUUUCCAGACCAGAAAACUCUGAAGGUCCGAAUCAAAGUUGGUUCUGACAACUUGUCGACACAAAAAAAUGCGGCAAUCUACAGUGGUCUUGGCCUUGAUGUCUCACCAUCCUCAUCAUUGGAUGAUAGCCCUUCAGAAAGUGAAGGGAAUGAUCGUGAACCUCAAGAUGCUCCUUUUGAAUCUCCCACCCAUAUUCUGAUGGUCAUGACUUCCUUUCCUGUUCCUGGGGGUCUACUGUUAUCACCUCUUCCUGAUUAUCUAUUUCACUUAACUGAAAAGGAGAAACUUCUAAAAGAUAGUAGAUCUGUGCCAUUCCCCAGAGCUGGCUUAGAAAUUGGUCGCAGUUCACUGAAUGGAUCUGAUUCUAGAAAGAAUGAUGGGAAAGUAAUAGGAGAAAAGAAAGCAAAGUCAGUGGAGAAAAAUGAUUUUUUUGCAGAAACUAAGAGUGGAAAUAACAGGGAUGCUCGCAAUGGUUUGGGUGUUGUCCACAAGAAGGAGGUGGACAUUGACACGUUGGCAUGUGAGAAGCUUGUUACUGAAACCUUAAAGCUUCCACUUUUAUCCAAUUCUUAUUCUACUGGUAUUGACACUGCAAAAGGUGCAGGUAGGGCAUUGGAUGCGUUGGGGGAACCCUCUAAGAGGGACCCUCUUUUCUCUGUAACAAAAGAGGAAGCAUUGGAGCCAAUGUAUACCGAAGAGACUGGAUGGGAUAGUAACCCAAAAGGUGGUUUGGUAGGAAAGUCAUGGGAGGAUAAAAAGGCUAGUUCUGUGGAUGAUGUUUCGGCACAUGCAAAGACAGAUAGCUAUUCCAAAAGAGAGAGAACUUUUGACUCAGUCAAAGCUGAUUCAAAUGUUUUAUUAGCGAGGAAAGGUCUAAGUAAUGAACUCGUAGAUCCUCCCAAGCUGAAGACCAAUCAGAGAGCGGCGUCCUAUGAACUAGACGGUGUUAAGUUACCUCCUGGAAAGGAGCAUCAGUCCUCUGGAGUAAAAAAGAAAUCAAAGGGAAGCCAAAGUCAUGGUAGUGUGGCUGCAGAGGUCCCAAAACAGAGCUCUAAGGCCAGUUCUUCUUCAGUGUCUAAAAGUAAAAAGAGCAAUCAUGCAGACCAUUUCAUGGCUAAAAGGGACACUGAAAAUAAAUUACAUAAGGACAAUGUAAAGGCUGAAGAUAGGUAUAGAGAAUUUUUUGGGGACAUUGCAGAAUCUGAACAAGAAGAGAAAAAGAUGAGUUCGUUGGAAAUACCUUCUGAAGAUAAGCUAAAGGAUUUUGAUGUAGCUGAAAAAGGCACAUGUACCAUGAACAAUGCUUUGAAGGAGAGAUCAUAUGGUAGGAAAAUUGACAAGGUUUCGACACAAGAAGCAUAUACGAAAUCAGCUCCAAAUGCUGCCCCUCUCUCUGGACUUGGCGCUGUUUCUGAUGUGGCUCAGACAACCCCGGCUACUGUGCUGAUAGAAGAAAAUUGGGUACAGUGUGACAAGUGUCAGACAUGGCGGCUUCUUCCUAUUGGUACAAAUCCUGAUGAUCUACCUGAGAAGUGGUUGUGCAGCAUGCUUAACUGGCUGCCUGGAAUGAACCGGUGUAGUUUUACCGAAGAGGAGACGACAAAAGCUCUUAUUGCACAGUACCAAGUCCCUGCUCCAGAGAGUCAUAAUAAUCUGCACAUCAAUUCUGGCGGUGUUCUACCCAGAGCAAACUUUCCUGAUGUUCGGCACCCUGACCCAAAUUACCGAAAUUUUGGUCCCCAUGCCCCUCCUCAUGGUGGAAAGAAGAAACAUGGUUUAAAGGAAAUAGCUGGUGCAACCAUCAAAGAUAGUCACACUCAGUCAUCAAACUCUAUGAAGAAGAACAUCAGGGCAUCUGUGAGAAGUGGAAUCUUAAAUGAUAUGGGACAGCCCUCAGUGGUGGGUGAACCAGAUAAUCGGCAAGUAAGCAGGUCCAGUGACUUGCCUGGGGAGAAGCAAAAACAUAAGCAGAAAGAGAAGCAUAAAGUACUGCAUCCCAGCUCUGAUGGAGGUUAUACCAAGAGUUUAAAGAUGAAAAGCAAAAGGGAUCCUGAUCAAGAAAGUUCUAAAGCCUUCAAGAAAAUGAAGACUGAAGAUUUGAAAACUGUUGAAGAUUGGAUGUCUGACCAUGGAGGGGCCCCAGGGAAGGGUGGUCCUAGCUCAAGUAAUGGUUUUCCAACUACAUCGGUCCGAAAGGACCGGUCUAGGCAUAAUGAUCAUUCUUCUAAGGACUCAAAAUCAGAUACAAAAGACAGGCUACAAGUUUCUGAUAAAAAAGUUAAAGAUAAAGUUAAGGUUUCAUUGGAUGACGCUGCUACAAAAAAGAGGAAAAUGAAGGAUUCUCAUGAUAAUCAAAUUUGUUCAGGGUCCCUUCCAAGUACAGGCAAUCAUCUCCAGGGCGGGAAGAAUUUUGUGGAGGAGUUCAGUGAUAAUGACUACCAGAAGGAAAAGAAGGCUAGGGUAUCCAAAUCUGAGGGGAAGGAGUCCAGUGUAAGUAAAGGCAGUGCUAAAACUGGCAAAAAAGGUAGUCAUACAAAGAACCAGCAACAAGGGCAAGAUCUUGGGAGCACUGUUUCUCAACGAAGCCUGGAUGGCAUGGAUAAUAAAAGGGAUUCUGGACCUGUACAACCUUCAGUAGCAGCCACUUCAAGCUCAUCUAAGGUUUCUGGUUCUCAUAAAAAUAAGGCCAGCUUCCAUGAACCAAAAGGUUCACCAGUGGAGUCAGUUUCUUCAUCUCCUAUGAGAAUUUCUAAUCCAGAUAAGGGUACAUCUGCUAGAAGGAAUCUCAAUGGCAAAAAUGAGUCUCAUGAUGCUGAUUUUCUUGUCAUAGGUAGCCCAAGAAGAUGCUCUUAUGAUGAAGAUGAGGGGGGGAGUGAUAGAUCUGGGACAGCAAGGAAGGAAAAAUUUACUGAGGCUCAGCAUGGAUCCCUUGAGUCUGUGCUAGAUAUUCAGGAUAAAGAUUUUAGUCACUUGUCAGGUGGAAAAGCUAAAGCGAUUGUGCCUUCUCCUGAUAUAACAGCUCGUCAUUUUACAAAUAGUAGUGCAGAUUAUAUUUGCCAAGAUACUCAACAUCCUAGGAAACCACCAAUUGCAGAUGAUUUUCAUGACGAGGAAAGACAGAAUAAUAACCAUUAUCAUGCUAAUGGUUCUCGUUCAAGAAAGUCUGGAAAGGGGUCAUCUUCCCGGUCCAAGGAAAAAAGUCGGAGUUCUAAAUCCGAUUCUGUCAAUGAAUUUCAUGAGCAUGCUCCGUCUUAUGAAGCUAAAGCCAGGGAUACUAGAAACAAGUUCCAGGAGAAGUUUGGGGUCAAGUCUGAUGAAAAUGAGAAGAGAUAUAUUGAUAAGAAAGACACUGCUGGAAAAUUGUCUAGUGAGAGUUUUAAAAGAGAGAAUCAAUCAAAUUUAGGGGGGCAUGAUGGUCCAGAUGCUAAAGUAGAUGCUCCUUGUAGUCAGGAUGCAACAUCCAGUCCAAAACGGAGUCUCAUGCAAGACUGCAAUGGUGAAAGAUCUUCAAAGACUUUUGUCUCUGACAAAACAGAUCAAGUUGAACUUGUCCCUGGAAGAGGGAAAUCACUGUCAUUACCACCUGCUGGAGGAUCUCAAAGUGACGCACCGGUUCUUUGCCCUCGACCAGCUCCUGGGUCCCACAAAGGAAAUGGAUCAGACAUUUUGGCAGCCGAUGCUUCCCAAGUUGAUGAUGCAUCAAAGGUGCCAAAACAUAUCAGGAAGGCUGAUCAUCAGAAUGGCCAGCAUAGUAGUUCAAGACAUGCCACACAGAAUGGGCACAGGGUUAGGGAUCUUGAUGCCCCAAGUCCAGCGAGAAAGGAUUCUUCAAGUCAAUCUGCUACAAAUGCUGUGAAAGAAGCUAAAGAUUUGAAGCACAUGGCUGAUCGUAUGAAGAACUCUGGGUCAAAUGAGAGUACAGGGCUUUAUUUCCAGGCAGCCCUCAAGUUUCUUCACGGGGCUUCUCUUUUAGAAUCUAGCAGCAGUGAGAGUGCCAAGCAUGGAGAGAUGAUACAGUCAAUGCAAAUGUAUAGCAGUACUGCAAAACUCUGCGAGUUCUGCGCCCAUGAAUAUGAGAAAUCUAAAGACAUGGCUGCUGCUGCGCUGGCCUACAAAUUGAUGGAGGUAGCAUAUAUGAGGGUUAUUUAUUCAUCACAUACCAGUGCAAGCAGAGAUCGGAAUGAGUUGCAGUCAGCUAUACAAAUGGCUCCUCCUGGUGAGUCUCCUUCUUCUUCUGCCUCAGAUGUUGAUAAUUUAAACCACCCAACAACAGUAGAUAAGGUUGCAUUACCAAAAGGUGUUAGCUCUCCACAAGUAGCUGGAAACCAUCUCAUUGCUGCCCGGAACCGUCACAAUUUAGUUCGUGUGCUCAAUUUUACACAGGAUGUAAAUUUUGCAAUGGAAGCUUCAAGAAAAUCUAGGAAUGCCUUUGCAGCUGCUAAUGGAAGUUUGGGGGAGUCCCAACAAAGGGAGGGUAUUUCUUCUAUUAAAAAGGCUCUUGAUUUUAACUUCCAAGACGUAGAAAGAUUACUUCAUUUGGUACGGGUAGCAAUGGAAGCUAUCAGCCGCUAAAAAGAGCCUAAAUGUUUGUUGGGUAUGAUGUUGACCCUGGAAUUGAAAACAGUUGUUUGAUUAGUAUAUCCAUGGGUAUCUGGCCCAAAGGGGGAGAAGAGAGUCUACCUUGGUUUCUCUGCUGCUGCACGUGAUAUUUUUGUCAUCACCAAUUCAAUGACUUGGCUUCUUGUAAAUGUGUGCAAUACCAAAUUAAUUUGGAAUACAUAUUAAUUCUUCUUUGAGGCUUCA